Phlebotomus papatasi is the source of this 3959-nucleotide messenger RNA. RefSeq names its product kinase suppressor of Ras 2 (gene ksr). Gene Ontology annotation, molecular function: protein kinase activity; ATP binding. NCBI's taxonomy places the organism in Eukaryota, Metazoa, Arthropoda, Insecta, Diptera, Psychodidae. The record is from RefSeq and is a predicted model, not a curated record. The transcript has 2 exons. Gene Ontology annotation, biological process: protein phosphorylation. The coding region runs from base 500 to 3211 and encodes 903 amino acids.
UGCUGCUGCGUGGCGCUACUAUCGUCGCAGAGAGAAGCGAGUGUUCAAUAAUAAUUUAUCAACACAGGGGAACAAAAAGUAUCCCUGAAAAAGUAUUUUUGUGCAUAGCAGGCUAUUCCUCCUGAGUUCACUGGCAUUUAGGUGUUUGCACAAUGUGCUAAGGGUGGUGAAAUGGGGCAAAAAGUAUGUGAAAAUCCUGUGUAAAGUGUACAAAAAAGACCCCCAAAAAAAAUCACCACCAAUGUUCUCAUCGAGAGAGUCUGUGAUUGAUUUUUUCUCACUGUUGUUGUUUCUCCCGUGAACAGAAAAGUUUUGUGGAAGAAAAAUGUGUACUUUGAUUCACUCAAGAAACUUUGGUGGCUAGGAGAACAACCAUUUCGUUUGGGGGUGAUUGUGUUUGGGGGAGUGGGAUAAAGGAAGGUGUCUCUUUUUUUUUUGACGGGAGAAGACUCCCGUGAGCGCGUGUGUGUGUGUGUGUGUUGGCUCCCCCCCAAUCACAAUGUCGUCGGACGAUGGAGCGGACACGGAGAAUGAGAAGGACAUCCGGCGGGGUUUGUAUGUCAUUCAGAGUAUGAUUGACAUCUCAGCAGACAGACUCGAGGGGCUGAGGACACAAUGUGCAACGAGUGCAGAAUUGACGCAGCAGGAAAUCCGAUCGCUCGAGACAAAACUGGUGAAAAUGUUUACGGAUCUCCUGCUCACCAAGGCCAAGUUGUCCGAGAGACUUCCCCGGGGACUUACAGCCACGGGUGCUGAACUCCGUCAGUGGCUGAGAGUAGUUGGCCUCAGUCCGGAUUCCCUGAAUGUGGUGCUUCAGCGUGUUAGUACGCUGGAGACAUUGCUGGAGAAGAGUGAACUUGAAUUGCGUGCCAUCCUCCAUGACAAUGCCAAUGUACGCGAUGAGGAGAUUCGUCGUCUCAUCCGGGCCAUGUACAAUCUCAAGCAGUGUCGUCAGGCCAUCACAUGUGGCUUCCCUGAGCCCACAGAUCUCUUCUGGGACUCAUGGGAUCGACAGCAACAGUCACAUCAUCGCUCAGGAGCAUCUCCACGCACCGGACGCUCAAAUACGCGCUACACCAAUCCCCAAGCACGUCUCCAGAUGUCCGACAGCACAGUUCAGAGUCCCGUGGAGAUAUCCCCACCGGAAACAGCCUACUAUGGUGCCACAUCACCCGAAGAGAGUUCCACCACGGUGAGUACACUGACACCCUCCCCAUCGCCCCCAAAUUCCCCCUCAGUCCUGGUGAAUCAUACAAAGAAACGCGGUGGCUUUCCCACAACUCCACCGGCCAAGAAGAAGCACACCACCACCCUUCAGCCAGGCAGUAAUUCUGUCACCGUGCAAAAUGUCAUCAAUGCCAAUUCCAUUCCCACAUCAAUCCCCGGUGAUCAGACACCCCUGCCAAAAUCCAAAAGUCACGAAUCCCAACUCGUGGGAACCCCAGGAAGUGACACGGGAAAUGGUCAGACCAACAAUACAACACCAACAGUUCCCAAACAGCCACGAUCUCGCCUCCAUACCGAACCCGGACCCGGGGAUCAUGACCUAGAGAAUUCAUCACCUGUCAUGAAUAAUCUCACUGUACCACGAUCCCCAUUGACUCCGGUCUUGGUAAAUCCCACCAUGGGUCACGAUAUCCCUCAUCAUUUCACCAAGAACUUCAAAAUGAUGACCGUGACAUGUGAUCUCUGUGGCAAACCCAUGUUCUUUGGGCUCAAGUGCAAAGAGUGCAAAUAUCGCUGUCACAAAGACUGUGAACCCUCGGUGCCCCCAUCAUGUGGCCUACCCCAGAAACUCUUCAAGGCCAUCAAUCCAUCGCCCAAUAUGAACCGAACAGCUGUUGCCCGGCGAGCACAUCAACAACAAACAGCCGGUUUGUCAUAUCAUGGUCCUGAUUCCAGUUCAGCUGGAUCGAGUUGCAACAGUUCCAGCCCAUCUAGUCCAGCCCUUCUCAAUCUCCCACCCCAAACCCCGAGCUCAUCCAAGAAUCAAUUUAGCUUCCCGGAAGUGCCACAGAAUCACCAUCAUCAUCAUCAUCAUCUCCAUCAUCAUCAUCAUCAGAGGCUCAAUAAUGUCAGUGAUGGAAAUCGUGUGAUGGAGACCAAAAUUCCCGUACCACCACCCCCAAUGCCAACAUCACCCAGACCUACGCUGUCCGAACUGGCGGAUACGCACCAGAGCAAUGACAGUGACAAAACAAUUUCACUCAGUGGCUCUACCAGUGCCAGUACCGAUUCCGAUCGUACGCCCAUCCGACUGGAUUCAACGGAAGAACGUGAUUCUGGUCACUGGCCCAGACAAAAUAGUCUCUCACUGAAAGAAUGGGAUAUUCCCUAUGAUGAUUUGCAUUUGCUGGAAAAGAUUGGCAAAGGGCGCUUUGGUACGGUACACCGGGCACUGUGGCAUGGUGAUGUGGCUGUGAAGCUCCUCAAGGAGGACUAUUUGGAUGAUGAACGUACCCUGGAGGCAUUUAAGCUAGAAGUGGCCACAUUCAAAAAGACACGCCAUGAGAAUGUUGUUCUCUUCAUGGGGGCAUGCAUGAAACCACCACGUUUGGCCAUAGUCACCAGUUUAUGCAAGGGUAACACCCUCUAUACUCACAUUCAUCUCCGAAAGGAUAAAUUUAACCUCAAUAAAACGACACUUGUGGCACAGCAAAUAUCUCAGGGAAUGGGCUACCUACAUGCCCGGGGCAUUGUGCACAAGGAUCUCAAGACAAAAAAUAUCUUCUUGGAGAAUGGUAAAGUGAUCAUUACGGAUUUUGGCCUGUUUAGUGCCACAAAAUUGCUGUACUGUGAUUUGGGACUUGGCAUUCCGACUGGAUGGCUGUGCUACCUGGCGCCCGAAUUGAUUCGUGGUCUAAAGCCCUAUCGGCCAACAGAUGAGGAUUUACCCUUUUCCAAAGCAUCUGAUGUCUUUGCCUUUGGCACUGUAUGGUAUGAACUACUCUGUGGUGAAUUCCCAUUCAAAUCCCAACCACCGGAGGCAAUUAUUUGGCAAGUGGGACGUGGUAUGAAGCAGACACUGGCCAAUUUACAGGCAUCACGUGAUGUUAAGGAUAUCCUCAUGGUGUGCUGGUCAUUUCAGGCGGAUGAUCGAAAGGAUUUUGCCAAUUUACUCACACUCCUCGAGCGACUACCCAAAAAACGUCUCGCUCGUAGUCCAUCGCAUCCCGUUCAAUUAUCCCGAUCCGCAGAGUCUGUCUUUUAAGCUGCCCGAAUUCCAUCUCCCAGAAAAUUCCCAAAACCUACUACCCCCUUGCACCUCAAGCCAUCACCCACCUCACCCCCUGAAUUGGCCUCAAUUGUGUACUUCGAGGAAGGAAUGUUUUAAAAAUGUUUUAAAUGUUCAAUAAAUCCUAAAUACAGAUCCAUGUUGAAAAUGAUAUCGCACGCUUUUCUAUUGAACAACUUUUUUUCUUGAAAGUAUUUCAAUGCAAUAAACAGUUUUGAAAUUUUAAAUUUUACUGCAUUCGCAAUUUAAAAUUUACUGAAUUUUAUGGCUCUGGCAUACUUUUUAGGUCAAGAAAAUUUCAUGAAAUCAAAAUUCACAUUCCUUUCUGCGCCAAACAUUUGAAGAAAAAGAAUAGGAUAGAUAUAUGAAAAUCUUUUGAGAAAAAAGAGAUCUGAAUUUCGAUUUGAAGAAAUUUUCCUAACCUGAAAAUCAUAGAAAAAAUUUAAAAAAAAUAUGGUUCAAACAAAUCAUUUCGAUUUGGUGAAAUUGGAUUUACUACUAAAUAAUUUUGAUUGCUGACUUAAUUAUUAAUAUCGCCGAAUUUUCGAAACUCAUUUAUUUGAUGCUAUUCUUUCGCACUUAAAAUUCGAUUGAAUUAAAUUGAUUUUGUUAUGAUGUUCAAAAGAAAAAGAAGAGCGCCGAAGAAUAAGAUAGAUAUAUGAAAAUUUUUUGAGAAAACAAGAGACCUGAAUUUCGAUUUGAAGAAAUUUUCCUAACCUGAAAA